AUGAAAUGGAUCGUAGCUGGCAGACCUGUCGACAUCCGUCCAUUCUCUCUCUCUCUCUCUCUCUCUCUCUCUCUCUGGCAGACCUAUCGACAUCCGUCCAUUCUCUCUCUCUCUCUCUCUGGCAGACCUAUCGACAUCCGUCCAUUCUCUCUCUCUCUCUCUCUCUCUCUCUGGCAGACCUAUCGACAUCCGUCCAUUCUCUCUCUCUCUCUGGCAGACCUAUCGACAUUCUCGUCCUCUCUCUCUCUCUGGCAGACCUAUCGACAUCCGUCCAUUCUCUCUCUCUCUCUCUCUGGCAGACCUAUCGACAUCCGUCCAUUCUCUCUCUCUCUCUCUCUGGCAGACCUAUCGACAUCCGUUCAUUCUCUCUCUCUCUCUCUCUCUCUGGCAGACCUAUCGACAUCCGUCCAUUCUCUCUCUCUCUCUCUCUCUGGCAGACCUAUCGACAUCCGUCCAUUCUCUCUCUCUGGCAGACCUAUCGACAUCCGUCCAUUCUCUUUCUCUGGCAGACCUAUUGACAUCUCAUCCGUACUAAAAAAAGAAAAACUUCAACAUGAUCACGUUUUCAUUAAGUUUUUAUGCCCAAAGCUAUCAUCAAAGAAGAGUUCAUCACUGCCAAAUAUACCAGUCAAAAUGAAGAUCCAUUUAAAUGAUCUACUAUUGUUGGGAUUUAUUUCUUUCACAUACUGGGUUCAUGUCUUGAGCCAACAAGGUCAACAGGCCUAUCCCCCAGGAGUACCGCCUCCAUCUGGAGUACCACCACAACAAUACCAGCAACAACAGUUUCAGCAGCACCCACCCCAGUAUCAACAAGCUCCUCCUCAAAUGCAAUAUCAACAGCAUCCUGGCCAAAUGCAAUAUCAACAGCCACCCCCACAAAUGAUGCACCAAGGUCAAUAUCAGCAGCCGCCACCACAUAUGCAGCAGCAACAGUUCCAGCCACCUCCCGGGAUGCCCCAGCAACAACAAUAUCAUGGGCAGCCCCACCAGGCUGGCCGACACCAUCCAGCUGGUCAUUCACAUGACUUUAAAAAAGAAUCUCACGACAGAGAACACAUAGCAGACCAUUUGAAAGAUGUCGUCAACAAACCUGUAGAACAAAUGACUGAAGAGGAAAUGGAAUUCCAUUACUUUAAGCUACAUGACUAUGACAACAACAACAAAUUGGAUGGAACAGAAAUAACCAAAGCUUUAACUCAUUUUGAAAGAGAAGGACACCAUGAUCCAGCACAGCCUGUACGUACGCUAUCUGACGAUGAAAUAGCUGAAAUUGUUGAUGCUGUAUUGAAAGAAGAUGAUUUAACUGGUGAUGGUUAUGUUGAAUACUCAGAAUUUGUAGUAGCCCAGCGUAAGGCUCGCGGUAAUACGCCAUCACCCCCUAAGGCUCAAGACCAUCCAAGUGGUCAACACUAA
Messenger RNA from Acanthosepion pharaonis, 1413 nucleotides. The record is from the annotation of a GenBank genome assembly. Lineage: Eukaryota; Metazoa; Mollusca; Cephalopoda; Sepiida; Sepiidae.